GUGCUUGAUUGAACAGCAUUUAAAUCGCCCUUUGGUUUUCGUGAUAUCACGUUAUUUGAAGUGCUAUUUCAUCUACUCUUAUGCAUUACAUGAUUAAACCACACGUGCACCAGAGUUCACUGCCAAAUUUAGCCUAGUUACCUUAGAGUUCUGCUGUCCAAUGAAUCCGCAUAAGAAGGAAUUAUGCUUUGGAAUAUUAUCGGUGAUUGGCGGUAUGCUAAUUCACUUUACCUUCGGCCACUUUUAUACAGUUGCCAACAUGGUGCCGUACAUCAUGGGAUAUAUAAAGGCGCGAGUUCAAUCAGAUGUCAAAGCUGAACUUUCCAUUUGGCUCUCCGCCCUUGCUCUUUGUGUCCAGGGCAUUUCAAUGCCACUUGGCGGUAUUUUGGCUAGAAAGUUUGGUUACCGGUGGGUUGUUGGCAUCAGCUGCUUGAUGGAAAGUGGUAAUAUAUUGCUGACAUACCUGACAAUUCAAAAAUCGUUCGUUGGGGUUUUGAUAACAUACUCACUACUAAACGGUGCCGGUUUUGGACUCGGCUACUCUGUGGUUUUCUCUGUGGCAAGCUCCUGGUUCCCUGCGAGACGUGGGCUUAUCGUUGGACUAACUGUUGGCGGAUUUGGCUUUGGAGCCCUAGUUUUUACACCGAUUCAAACCGCUUUCAUCAAUCCAGCGAACCUCAAGGUGGACAAUGUUACUAGGCAGUUUACUGAUGAUUCCGUGUUAGACCGCGUCCCAUAUGCAUUUUUGAUGCUUGGUGGCAUCUUGCUAGGAUUACAAAUAAUCGGCUUCAUUCUGCUGCGAGAGAAACCGGCCUCCCAGACCAAAGAAGGGGAAACGAAGGAACAAACACCUGAUGCAGGGAAAACACUCAUUGAAAAUAAGAAUAAUCAGAACCAGAGCACAAAUGACUCCAUAGAGGAGAACUAUUCACCCAAACAAAUGCUUCGUCAUUUGGAUUUUUAUCUUCUCUGGUUUGUGAUGUUCUGCAACAUCAUCCCAAUCACCAUUAUCACAUCCGCUUACAAGUACUAUGGCCAGGCCUACAUCUCGGACGAUCGGUUUCUAUCAGCUAUUGCCACCAUCUCUUCAAUAUUCAACGCUGGUGGUCGCAUAGUUUGGGGCUUCUUUGUCGACAAAUAUUCAUUCAAGCUCCCAUUAUGUAUCUUGCUUUUAUCGUGGUCGGUUAUCUUACUAACGUUCCCACACCUGCAUUUGGCCGGAGAAACUGGACUGAAAGUUCUUUAUUCAAUCUGGGUUUGUCUUCUGUUCUUCUUGCUAAGUGGCGUAUUUGCUCUUGUGCCGGCUGCUACCGGUCGAAUAUUUGGCCCUGUCCACCUGGCAAUCAAUUACGGGCUGGUUUACACCGGAUUUGCAGUUGGCAGCGUAUUGUGUGCCCUGGUCACGACAUUCGCUGGUUCACAAAAUGUCUAUGUCUUUCAAUUCACUGGAUGUGGUUUUGUGUGUCUGUUGGCCUUGUUUACGGUUUUGUGGAUCGACGACAAAACAAUGCCACCUCGAUGGAACAUCUGCGGUUGGUGCUCCACACGCUGUGUCCGUUGGCGUGGACGUCCAAAGCAAGUGGGAACAUCCAUGGAAAUGGCGACGUAACGCUUUUCACAGACUAAUAACCUAAAGCUGCCACCUGUGCCAACGGAGCUAUUGCACCCCAUAUACACUAUUGAGUCCAGAUAUUUUCCCUCGCCUUCCCUAUCCCCUGACUAAUUCGUGUUAGUGCUAUGGUCAGAUGUGAUAUCCCACGGGCAACCGACAGUGCUCAGUCUCGUACCCCUUCAGCCCAGUUAUGUAUUUCACAUAUCGCUCACCAAAUCUACCUUGUUUUCCUAGCAAUUAUUGUAACAGAUCGUGUCAGAACUUUAAUACACUCACUUUUCAUCCGUC
Messenger RNA from Dicrocoelium dendriticum, 1900 nucleotides. Lineage: Eukaryota; Metazoa; Platyhelminthes; Trematoda; Plagiorchiida; Dicrocoeliidae. The record is from the annotation of a GenBank genome assembly.